Messenger RNA from Marasmius oreades (fairy-ring Marasmius), 1080 nucleotides. RefSeq names its product Ribosome biogenesis protein brx1 (gene BRX1). NCBI's taxonomy places the organism in Eukaryota, Fungi, Basidiomycota, Agaricomycetes, Agaricales, Marasmiaceae. The transcript has 5 exons. The record is from RefSeq and is a predicted model, not a curated record. Gene Ontology annotation, cellular component: nucleolus. Gene Ontology annotation, biological process: rRNA processing; ribosomal large subunit assembly. The coding region runs from base 1 to 693 and encodes 230 amino acids. Gene Ontology annotation, molecular function: rRNA binding.
AUGGCCUCUGUUCUCAAAGCUCAAAAAAUCAAUGCCUCCAGAGUUGACAAAGGAAAAAGAAAAGCAGAUGAUAUGGAUAUUGACGACGACGAACCCCAAACCAUCGUAUCGAAGAAAAUGAAGAAUAAACAGCGCGUAUUGUUACUCUCUUCUCGAGGCAUUACACAUCGUAUGCGGCAUCUUAUGAACGACAUCGAAGCUUUAUUGCCUCAUGUGAAGAAAGAUUCCAAGCUUGAUUCGAAAUCCCAACUUCACCUCCUCCCCGAAUUAGCUGACUUACACAAUUGCAACAAUACAUUAUACUUUGAAGCUCGGCGGCAUGAAGACCUCUAUCUUUGGGCCGCCAAAAUGCCGAAUGGACCGAGUAUAAAAAUGCAUGUGCAGAACGUGCAUACGAUGGAUGAGCUAAAGUUGACGGGGAAUUGUUUGAAAGGGAGCAGAGGACUGUUGUCCUUUGAUCAGAGUUUUGAGGAGACGGAGUGGGGGAAACUGACGAAGGAGGUCUUCACGCAUAUAUUUGGCGUCCCAGCAACCGCAAGGAAAGCAAAACCAUUUAUUGACCAUAUUUUAACAUUCUCGAUAGUGGACAACAAAAUCUGGUUCCGUAACUUCCAGGCGAGUAUUAGAAGGCGCCUUACUUUCGAGUCUCAUUUCUCCCCCACAGAUACUCGAGAAAGACCCUGCUCAAUCUAAUGGACCCCCACAAACCACUCUAGUUGAAAUCGGCCCUCGAUUCGUCCUGACACCGAUCAGGAUCUUUGAAGGUGCAUUUGGUGGUGCAACUGUUUAUUCCAACCCUGAAUUCGUUUCACCCGCCGCUGUAAGAUCCGCUAUAAGGAAAGAGAAGGCACAGAAAUAUAACGUCCGCAAAAAUGCUGAGGAUGAAUCUACUCGUCGGAAGGAAAAACAGGCGCGUGGGGAGGACGAGUUGGCAGUUUCGAAGGUUUUUGCAUAAGAGGUUGAUUCGAAUACAAUUACCCUCUAGCUUUCUACUUUCCUGCUUCCUACUGUACUAUACAGUAGUGCAAUGAUUUGCGGGGGAACCGGCCUCUCUUUACAUAAUUGUUACAGUAGCAGAAA